GUUUAUUUGAACGUGCGGCUUCUCGUAGAUCCACGUGUUUUAUUAAUAUAUAUGAUUUAUUUUGUUUGAAAGUAUUUGUCAUGUAUUGAAAUAUAUUGAAUAAAGCUUGCGAAAUAUGGAUGACAAUAACUUUUCAAGUGACAGUGAGGUAGCUGAAGAUGCCAAAAAAGUUGAAAAUCUUCAGCAAAAAAGAAAACAACCAAAUUCCAUAGUUAGUAGAAAGAAAAGAAAAGAUGAUAAAGAAAAAUUACCCACAGCUGAAGAAUUAAAUAAUUUAAAAGAAACGGAAACUUUGUUUCAUUCCAGUCUUUUUCGUAUGCAGAUUGAUGAACUUCUUAAAGAAAUAAAAAUAAAGACUAAAUGGAAAAUAGAAAUGGAUGAAUGGCUUGAAAAAUUAAAAUCCAUUCUCACUCAGUUAUCAGAAUCUGAGACAUAUCAGAUUAGUGAUCAGAGUUGGAUCAAAAAGAUAAAGGUACCAAUAAUUCAAAAACCUGAUUUGGACAAAGGAAUUUUUAAAUUUUUACCACCAUCUGACAUUAAACUAAUAGGAAGUUAUCCAUUAGAUUUAUUGUGUUUGCCAAAUGCUACUGUAGAUAUUGCUAUUGAAAUUCCAAAGGGAUGUUGGCAAAAAAAUGAUUAUUUGAAUCAUAGGUAUCAUAGAAAAAGAUCUCUGUAUUUAGUUUAUAUUGCUUCUCAAUUAAGAAAAACUGAUUUUAUUGAAGAAAUGAAAUUUUCCUAUCAUUGUGGUGAUCAUAUGAAACCCGCUCUAAUUCUAGUACCUAAAGGAAAACUGGGUACAAAAUUAAAAGUUAAAUUGCUUCCAUAUCCAUCCAAAGAACAUUUUAAAUUAAUAAGAUUCAUCCCAAAAACCAACAAUGUUAGAAAUUCAUGGUUUUUUGAAGAUAAAAGUAUAGAAGAACAAACUCCUACACCACAUUAUAAUUCUAGUGUUUUGAUGGAUCUUUUAAUGGUGGAUACCAUGCAAUAUUUAUCUGAAAAGCUAAAAGAUAACCAGAAUUUAAAAGAUGGAAUUUUACUGUUAAAGGUUUGGUUACAUCAAAGAAAUAUAAACCAGGGGUAUGGAGGAUUUUCAAACUUCAUCAUAACGAUGCUUGUCUGUUAUCUACUGACAAAUCAGAAAAUUAACAUACUAGUCAGUUCUUAUCAAUUAGUGCGAAAUGCCUUGUUAUACCUUUCUGACAAUAGUUUGUUGGAAAAAGGAAUUUCUUUAAAGAAAAAUACAGAUUUAAACUUUUUCUCUGAAGUGUAUCAAGUAACAUUCUUAGAUUUCUCAGGAAAUUUAAAUUUUUGUUCUUGGAUGACAAAGGAAAUAUUGAAAAGAGUUCAACAUGAAGCCAAGUUAAGUUUGUCAGCAUUAGAUAGUUGUAUGUCUGAUAGUUUUGACACACUCUUCAUGAAGCCUAUAGAUUUUUAUCAAAAAUUUGAUCACAUCUUACACAUUAAAACAUAUGAUUUGAAUAAGACAAUAAAUCAUCUUCAAUUACAAAAUGAAAUUCUUGAUUAUGGAGGAAAUUUUAUUGCUGCUGUUAUUCCACAUUUUGAAGGAUUAAUAAAUAGAAGUUGCAAAAAUAGAAUUGUUUUAUUGGAUAAAAUUUUAUGGAAUCCUAAAGAGUGGAAAAUUACAGUUUCACCUCCCAGCCCUAACGAUGUUAAUGUUGUGACUUUUGGAAUAUUGUUAAAUCCUGAAAAUUAUAAUAAAACUGUGGAAAGAGGUCCUUGUGCAGAUCUUCCUGAGUCUAAAGAAUUUAGAGACUUUUGGGGAGAAAAGUCUGAAUUGCGACGAUUUCAAGAUGGUGUAAUAUGUGAAGCUGUGGUCUGGCCAGGAAAAUCUUUUUCUGAAAGACAAAGAAUUUUAUAUCACAUUAUUGCUCACACAUUAAAAAUGCAUGCAUAUUUAGAUGAAACAUCUAUACAUUAUCUUAGCAACCAGUUAGAUUCUGUACUCAUGCAUCGAUGUGCACCUGUUUUUGAAGAUUCUACUCCAUACAGAACUGGAGAAGAAAUUAAUCUAGAUUUACUUCUAAAAUAUAAUGAAUUAAGCAAAGAAUUGAGAAAAUUGAAAGAUAUUCCAUUAACAGUAUCAUCAGUACAAGGAAUGUCAGCUGCUCUCCGAUAUUGUGAGAUCUUUCCACCAAUUCCACACCAACCUCACAUCGAUAAUAGGAUAGUGGGCUCUUUAGGAAACAGUCUAAUAUUGAAAGAAAAUGCAGGAAUGGCUCCUCAAUGGGUUCAACCUAUGGAAGUAUUGUUACAUAUGGAAACUAGUGGAAAAUGGCCUGACGACAUCGAUGCUAUUAAACAUACAAAAGCAGCUUUUUAUAUAAAAUUAGCUGAAAUGUUAAAAUCUCAGUUUAUGUUAAUAUCUGUUCCUUUUACAGAAUAUGUGGAUGUAUUAAAGGAUGGAUAUGUGUUCAGAUUAUCAAUAGCUUGUCAUAAGGAAAUUAAUUUAUUGAAACAAACAAUAAAUGCUCAAGGAAUGAUUAAAUAUGAAAAUAAUGAGGAGUCACAAAAAUUAGAAAAGAAAAUUAUUCAUCUGCCAAAGCUUUCUAGUUAUAUUUAUGGCUUACAGCAACAGAAUAAUAUUUAUGGUUCUGCCUGUCGGCUGGCAAAACGUUGGAUAUGUUCUCAGUUGUUAAGUGAUUUUAUAUCAGAUCCCUGUGUGGAAUUAUUAAUGGCUUAUAUAUAUCUAUCACCAUUUCCAUUUUCUACACCAAACUGUCCUCAAGUUGCUUUUUUACGUUUUCUUCAUCUUCUUCAUACAUAUGACUGGAAAUCCUCAGCAUUAAUUGUAAAUUUUAAUCAAGAACUAAAGGGAGAAGAAUGUUCAGAAAUUCAAUCUAAGUUUACUCUUAAUCGUUCCACUUUACCUGCAAUGGUUAUUGCUACACCAUUUGACAAAGAUGGAAUUACUUGGACUAAACCAUCUCCUAAUGCAAUUAUCCUUCACCAUUUAAUAAAAUUAUCAAAGAAUGCUUAUAAAACGCUUCAUGACCACUUUAUUAACUGUGAACCAUGUGACACUAAGCAAAUAUUUCGUCCUCCCAUUGGUCUCUAUGACAUCAUAAUACAUUUAAAUCCUUAUUAUGUGCCAAAAUAUUAUCAGGCCAUCGACAUCACUUCAAAAUUCAAUCCACCCAUUUACAAAAAAUAUAAAUAUGUUAAUAAUGAAAAGAUGCCGAUAGUUAAUUUUGAUCCAGUUCUCUGCUACUUGAAAGAAUUAAGGGCUUGCUUUGAAGAGAUAGCACUUUUCUUUUAUGAUCAUUGUGGUGGUGAUGCAAUAUAUGUAUUAUGGAAACCUAAAGCUUUUGAAGCACAGGAUAUCAAGGUGUCAUAUCUUAGCUGUCGAAAAAUACGUGAAAUGCAACCUCCAAAAGUCAUUUUAAAUGUGGAAGCUAUUAUUGAAGAUUUCAGUAUUCUUGGUUCUGGUCUGGUAAAUUUUGUUGAAACAAAAGCAGACAAAUGGAAAAUAACUUGAAAAUUUUCAUGAAAU
Molecule: messenger RNA, 3511 nt
Organism: Centruroides sculpturatus (bark scorpion)
Lineage: Eukaryota; Metazoa; Arthropoda; Arachnida; Scorpiones; Buthidae
Gene: Mat89Ba
Product: nucleolar protein 6-like
Exons: 23
Coding region: 116-3496 (1126 amino acids)
Biological process (GO): rRNA processing; tRNA export from nucleus
Cellular component (GO): CURI complex; small-subunit processome; UTP-C complex
Source: RefSeq, a predicted model, not a curated record